Molecule: messenger RNA, 1845 nt
Organism: Lytechinus variegatus (green sea urchin)
Lineage: Eukaryota; Metazoa; Echinodermata; Echinoidea; Temnopleuroida; Toxopneustidae
Product: zinc finger protein 330 homolog
Exons: 11
Coding region: 80-1054 (324 amino acids)
Cellular component (GO): nucleus
Molecular function (GO): zinc ion binding
Source: RefSeq, a predicted model, not a curated record
UUGUCCUCCAUAUUUUGCUCAAAAUUUUGAGAAGACGCUAUCAUAUUGGCAUUUGAGGUGAGCUAGGUAUAAAGUAAAGAUGCCAAAGAAAAAGACAGGUGCUCGUAAGAAGGCUGAGAGACAGAAGCUUCGUCAAAAGGGAAUCAGGUCUGGAAUAGAAGCCAGGAGCGUUGUGGAAUGGCCUUGUAACUAUCUCAUGGAAUGCGACAGCUGUCAUAGAACACAGAAGAACAGAGCCUUCUGUUAUUUUUGUGCAACUGUACAAAAGCUUCCUAUAUGUGCACAUUGUGGUAAGAUGAAGUGUAUGAUGAAGACAGGUGACUGUGUUAUUAAGCAUGCAGGUCGAUUUACAACAGGCUUAGGUAUGGUGGGUGCAAUUUGUGAUCAUUGUGAAGCAUUUAUUUGUCAUGGAAGAAAGUGUUUAGCUGUUCAUGGAUGUGAAUGCCCACUUAUUGAUUCAGUAUGCUUGGAAUGUGAUCGAGGGGUAUGGUCACAUGGUGGGCGUGUCUUCCAGUGUGCCUACUGCAGAGGUCAUCUUUGUGAGGAUGACCAGUUUGAACAUCAAGCCAGCUGCCAACAACUCCAAUCAGAAAACUACAAAUGUGGCUCAUGUAAUAAACUAGGGCAAUAUUCUUGCUUGAAAUGUAAGAUCUGUUUCUGCGAAGAUCAUGUUAGAAGAAAAGGUAUAAAGUAUGCUAGGAAUCAAGCGAUACCUUGCCCAAAGUGUGGCUACGAGACAAAGGAAACUAAGGAUCUUGCCAUGUCUAUUCGUAAAGUAGACUUUGGAAGGCAGCAAGCGAGACAUUCAGAUGAUGAUGAUGAUGAUGAUGGAGGGGGCGGAGCUUCUGGGUACGCUGCAUACUGGGCCAAACUUGAAUCAGGAAAUGGAGCAGAUAAUAGUUACCCAGGUGCUAGCUAUAAUGAUGACGAUGAUUACGACUAUGAUGAUGAGGAUGAUGAAGAGGAAGAUGAUGAAGACGAAGAAGAUGACGAUGAAGAUGAAAAGACGCUCACAGAUAGUAUAGACAGGUUAAAAGUCAGUAAUAACUCUUGAUAAGAAUAUUUCUCUUAGGUUUUAUUUAUAGUUAUGAGCAUUUGGAAGAUACUAUUGCCCGGCUUUGCUUAUCAAGCAGUUCAUAAUCAGUCAACCUACCACAUGUCCUAGACAGCUUCUCUCUUUUAUUAUGCUUUGAAUUCAUUUGUCAUUUAGGGAUUUUAUGAGCAUUAUUGAUAGCCAUGAAAUUGUUCACAGAUAGUCCAGAAAUAUCCUACAAAUGUUGACAGGUUUUGAAAUGGUUUCCCAUCACAUUACUCUUAUAUCAAUAAAUGAGGACAAAUCAUAGUGCAAUGGAUCAGAGAUUGGAGAGGAAGCAACUCCUAAUUUUUUUCAAAAUAUUUAUUUGGAUAAUAUGCGUAUGCUCUACAUGAUGCCGAAGGAAUUAGAAUAGCUUAGCCCAAUUUCUGAAAUAUAGACAUUUCAAAACCAAGUAAAUCUUCUAUAAGACUAGGACACAUUUUUGUCAUUUACUAGGAAACUCAUUCCAAAGAGUUGCCAUCUUUUGUCAUAGGAUGGCAGUAUUUCACACACAUCACUCACAGAGCUGUUGCUAUUGGGCACUAUAUGCACUUUACUAUGCUAGUCCAUCUUGAACAAAAUGAACUGUAAAUUCCAGUCAUUCUUGAACAAAUGUACUGUACAUUGUCAUUAUGUAUAUCAUGCUCUUUAUGUUAGAUUUAUACAAGCUGCAGUAGUGUGACUGCUACCUCUUGAAAUUAAAGGGAUGGUCUGGGCUGAAAAUAUUUUUAUAUCUUGAUACAUAGAGUAGAAUUCACUGAGCAAAAUGC